GCGCAGGCGCAGAGGGGGACUUCGCAGCCCGGGCGUCUGGAGCUGUAGCUGGGCCGCAGUGGUCUGUGCGCCAGGCCCUCGUUAGGGGGCAUCUCUUUUUGUGCCUGGUGUCCGCAAUGGCGGAGGCGAUGGAUUUGGGCAAAGACCCCAACGGGCCCACCCAUUCCUCGACUCUGUUCGUGAGGGAGGAUGGCAGUUCUAUGUCCUUCUACGUGCGUCCUAGCCCGGCUAAGCGCCGGCUCUCGACGCUCAUCCUGCACGGCGGCGGCACCCUGUGCCGGGUGCAGGAGCCCGGGGCCGUGCUGCUGGCCCAGCCGGGGGAGGCGGCGGCCGAGGCUUCGGGCGACUUCAUCUCCACGCGGUACGUCCUAGACUGCGUGGAGCGCAACGAGAGGCUCGAGCUGGAGGCAUAUCGGCUGGGCUCGGCCGCAGUGACGAAGCCCGGCUCCCGGACUGAGGGCGCCGCCGCCGGGCAGCCCACCCCGCAGCCGGACCGGGGGCGAAUCGCCUUCAGCUACGCAGACGAUCUGGCCAUCCUGACCUACGUGAAGGACAAUGCCCGCUCGUCCAACUCCGUCACGGGCAACGCCUUGUGGAAGGCGAUGGAGAAGAGCUCGCUCACGCAGCACUCGUGGCAGUCCCUGAAGGACCGCUACCUCAAGCACCUGCGGGGCCAGGAGCACAAGUAUCUGUUGGGAGACGCCCCGGUGAGCCCCUCCUCCCAGAAACUGAAGCGGAAGGCUGAGCAAGACCCGGAGGCUGCAGACAGCGGGGAACCACGGAAUAAGAGAACUCCAGACUUGCCUGAAGAAGCAGAAGCAGCUGAGAAAUUUGUGACGGAGGAGAUGCAGGAGAAGGAAGAAACGGUCAAAAAGAUUCUUGUAGAAGCCACCCGGGAGUUUGAGGAGAUCGUGGUGGACGAGAGCCCUGACUUUGAGAUACACAUAACAAUGUGUGAUGAUGAUCCACCCACGCCUGAGGAAGACUCAGAAACACAGCCUGAGGAGGAGGAGGAGGAGGAAGAAGAGAAAGUUUCUCCACCAGAGGUGGGAGCUGCUAUUAAAAUCAUCCGGCAGUUAAUGGAGAAGUUUAACUUGGAUCUGUCAACAGUUACACAGGCUUUCCUAAAAAAUAGUGGGGAGCUUGAGGCUACUUCCUCCUUUUUAGAGUCUGGCCGGAGGGCUGAUGGAUAUCCCAUUUGGUCCCGACAGGAUGACUUAGAUUUACAAAAAGAUGAUGAGGCUGCCCGAGAUGCAUUGGUCAAAAAAUUUGGUGCUCAGAAUGUAGCUCGGAGGAUUGAAUUCCGAAAGAAAUAAUUGGAAGGAAUGAGAAAGAAAAGUUGUGGCAUAUUAUGCCACAAUAAAAAAAUUUGUAACCAUCAAACUUUAGAGAUUCUCACGUUAGAAUUGGCACUUGUCUUCUGAUCAAUGCUGCUGUUGCUCUGUCAGUCUUAGAUUGUGUAGCCAAGCAGAAUUGUAUAGGAUAAUACAAAUAUAAGAAAUCGGAUAUAUUUAGAGAUGUCCCAGCAGUAUCAGUGUGUUCCUGAAAGCAAAAUUGUAACCAGGGAGAGGUUGGUCUCCCAAGGUAAGAAACCUUUUCUGGAAUGGAACCCCUGCUAUGUUGUUGAUGGGAGCUGGUGACAGAGUUAAAGGAGGAAAAUUAGGAGAUUGGUUUUUUCAGGCAACAGCAUGAAUAAAGAGCUGCCUAUCCUUUGGCAGAAGCUUGUCCAGAUUGUGGUAGAUUCCAAAUCCAUACUCUAGAAAUAUGGAACGAUUUAAUUACAGGGCCUUGAACAUGGACUGUCUCAAGCCCUCGCAUAUCCUGGUAAGCUCUGAUUUCUAGACUUCUUUGAAAACCCCAUAUUGUCUUUGCUAACUUGAUACCUGGGGACCUUGCUCCUUGGCUGUGCUUUUCUGUACUUCUCAGUUAAGUCUAGAUAUAUUUCUUUACCUACAGUUUUGUUUAAAGUACACACAAAACCCUAGAGUCUCAAAAAUAGUCUUGAAUUUAAGUUUAUUGAGGAUGAUUUUGUGCUAAAGACUGUGCUAGAUUUAAAAAUCAGUGGAUUUUUUGUUGUGUUGUUUUCAUUACUGAAAAUAAAUAGAACUUUGUAUUUGA
Molecule: messenger RNA, 2118 nt
Organism: Manis pentadactyla (Chinese pangolin)
Lineage: Eukaryota; Metazoa; Chordata; Mammalia; Pholidota; Manidae
Gene: TERF2IP
Product: TERF2 interacting protein
Exons: 3
Coding region: 117-1316 (399 amino acids)
Biological process (GO): telomere maintenance via telomere lengthening; regulation of DNA-templated transcription
Cellular component (GO): shelterin complex
Molecular function (GO): telomeric repeat DNA binding
Source: RefSeq, a predicted model, not a curated record